AUGUCGGAACUAGUGUCAGCCAGCUCCAGUGCUGAUGUGCAACCACCCAAGCGCCCUAUUUGCGAGUCCUCUCAAGAGCACGAUAACGCCGACCAUGUUGCCACGCCGGAGCCGAAGAGAAGGAAGCAUGAAGCACGCAGCAACGAUGUGGUCAUCGCAAGCAUCGGUAUGCUCAGCCCAGAGCAGGAGGAGGAGGGGGGGCCGGUUUCUCGAAGGCAAAGACAGCAUCCCUCCACACCAGGCUCUUCGCACACUGGGCGCAUAUCGCCAGACGGCCAGUUCGUGGCACCAUCGUCGUCCCCAGACGUUCCGUCGCAGGAGAAGUGGCACUCAAUCCAAACCCAGUUGCAAACACCACCACCGUCCCUAUCACGGCCGAGCGCCAGCCAGCCCAUAUCGGACCCGAGGGAACCGCCCCUCUGCAAGGAAAAGCAAAAGGUCGUUGAUCUCGCACUCGAGGGACACAAUGUCUUCCUCACUGGCUCUGGAGGUUGUGGAAAAUCCGUCCUUGUACGAACUUUAUGUCGUCGGUUGAAAGCCAAGGGCAAGAUGAUAUAUAUCGUCGCACCGACUGGACAGGCUGCCUUGCAAGUGAACGGCAUGACGACCUGGAGCUACGCUGACUGGCACCCAGAUGACAUGAUGAAGCCUAUAGAGCAGCUGAUUGAGAAAUCCUUCCGCAGACAGGUCUUUCGACGGUUGAAUCAUACUGACGUUCUCAUCAUUGACGAAAUUAGUAUGGUCGAGAACCAACAUUUCGAUCGCCUGAGUAGAGUCAUGAGUGCUAUCCGGCACAGGGACGACCAACGCGAGACUGGGGGUCCCUUUGGGGGUGUUCAAGUCAUCGUCGCUGGCGACUUCUGCCAGCUGCCCCCGGUGAAGCCUUUCGAGUACUGUACUGAAUGUGGAGAAAAAAUGAGGCGCUUCAAAUACAACAAGUAUUUCUGCCCAACUCAGAUGCACCGCGAGUUUCAAGAAGAGGAUAAAUGGGCUUUCAGAAGCGACGCGUGGAAGAUGUGCGAUUUCCAAUGCAUCCACUUGUACCAGAUUCACCGCCAGAGUGACGAGCGAUUCAUUGGCAUCCUCCAACUGGUUCGGCUCGCUGGACAGCUGAAGGAUCAUGACCUUAAACUCCUAGAGGAGUUCAACAAGCUACCGGACACGGACAAGACGUACACGUACUUCUGUCUUGACAAGUUCGAAUGCAAUGACCCUGAUCUCUCCGACAAAGGCAGACGCAAUCCGGAUGGAUCUGGUCAUCCCUUUGGAAAUCCUUUGCGUGCUUUGAAUGAGCAUCGUUUCUACCAGUCCGUCGAACUCAAGAUCAACAUGCCUGUCGUCCUGCUCAUAAAUCUCGAUAUCGAUGGCGGUCUCUGCAACAGGAGCCAGGGGGUCAUAUGCGAUUCUCGGCCGUUGGAUCCCAGCGAUACGCCGCCUGAACCAAAUCCCCAGAACUACGAAGGCGAUGAAGAAGGAUAUGUCCGUGCGCUGUGGAGAUGGCAGCAGGUCAAAGACUUCAGAGAGACCCUUUACACCGGAGAGAAGAAAUGGCCUGUGGUGCAAUUCCACAAUGGUCAGAUCCGAACCAUCAUUGCCAACUGCUCCAUCUCCGAGCUUGGAGGCAAAGCGCCAUACAGCCUGCUCAUGCGAACACAAAUCCCACUAGCACCAGGAUGGGCCAUGACAAUCCACAAGAGCCAGAGUCUGUCGCUUGAUCGCCUCAUCGUCAAUCUCGACCGGGUAUUUACGGAAGGGCAGACGUCUUUACGCGGUCUGAAGAUCGAGGGAGGCGAUGUUUUGAGAAGUCCUUUGAAAGUGGAUUCGACGAUCCGGGAGUUCCUGUACAGCUGCUUCCCUGAUUUAAGGCACAGUACUUAUCCUACACGGGCACCCCUGCGUAGAAAACUCUGGCCGCCGCGAGGAGCGCCAAAUGGUGGCCAGUCAAGCCUGUCAAGUCAAUGA
Molecule: messenger RNA, 1962 nt
Organism: Anthostomella pinea
Lineage: Eukaryota; Fungi; Ascomycota; Sordariomycetes; Xylariales; Xylariaceae
Source: the annotation of a GenBank genome assembly